AUGCAUGUUGCACCCCGUGGUGGGUAUUCAAUUAAAAAUUCCAAGCAAUUUUUUCAAAGAUAUGAAUCCUAUUUAAAACCAACUUUGAAAAUUGCACAAAUUCUUCUCUCGGCUGGAAAUCUUGAUAUUCCACAACUAGAAAAUGUGUCAAUCGCUAACAAUAAUACAGUACCAUUGGAAAUGAAUACGCUUGCGUAUCGCCAAGACAUGGAGCAGCGAUUAAAAUUUGUUGAUAUCUUAGUAAAUCAAAUCGAUGGCAAGCAAACACCACGGCGAGGUGAAAACUUACGAGAAAUUCUAACGUAUCUUGAAUUUGUUGACGACGAGCACAGUCUGGGAAAGUUAGACUGUGCAGUUACUGAUGAUGGUCAUGUUCGCUGGGUCUGUCCUGAGCACUAUGAUGAAAUUAGUUUUAAUGAUAACAUGAGUCGCUACAUUAAUGAUUUCAAAGUCAUGGGCGGAAAAUUCGAUCAAAAGACCGAAGAAGCAAUUGUAAUUGGAGUGAAUGUGACUGAGGGCAACAUUAACAUGAUAUGUGAUGCCCUCACCAAGGGGUUUAACAUUGUAAAGCUAAAUUUUCAAGAUUGUUCGUUCUAUGAAGGUUAUCUCGAAACAUUAUUUGACACCAUCAUCAACCGUUCUUCAAUUCGUUGCCUGAAUAUGACUACUGUUCGUGUGCGCAACUACGUGGGUAUGGUGAAAUAUACUUGUAAAAAUAUGGUCGUCGAAUUAAAAAAUCAAUCAUUAAAAGUUCGUUUCAACGGUACGUAUAAUGGAAAUACAUCCAUACUAGGUCUGAUUUUACUACGAAAUAAGAUACAUCGAACAUUGAAUAUUUCUGCGGGCGACUUUCUUGGACACGAAUCUGACCUUCAGCAGUGUCUCCAAACAAAUGGAGUUGUGACAGAACUAAUUGUACAGUACUUCACGAAUAUCGCUAUCCUCAAUACUAUACUUAACUUGAGAACGAACGUAUUGCAUCAAUUAAAAUUGACUCAGGGGUUGUGGAUUUCCUCAAUUCUACCUCCGUUCUGGGAAAUGCUGACGAAAAAUGCAACGUUUGUUGAAAUCGACUUAAUGGAUCAUAUUGGAUUCAAGGAAGAAACUUUUGUUAUUAAACUUUUGGACAUCUUAAGAGAAUCGAAGCCAACGAAGUAUCUUAGCUUACACAUUAAAGAUAUACAGCCAUCGAAUAAAAAAGAAACCUAUUUAAUUAAAUCGUUAACUGAUUAUAGCUUUAUUUCACGUCUCUGUAUAUCUGAAUCGGUUGUCUCACGAAAAUUAAUUGAUGCACUCUGUAUUGCUUCAAAAAUGCGUGGCACUUUGACUUACGUGAAUUUUUAUAAUAGCCAAGUGAACGAAGAAGAUAAAGCUGAGCUGCACUCGUUGUAUGAGACUGGUAAUUUGCUUCAACUGGGUUUUUAUGAGCAAUCGCGUUGGCAUAUAACGGUUGGGGAAUCAAACGAGCGACCAAGCAGAGGUAAAAGCACUAAAAUUUUGAAUUUCAUUCUUGUUGAUGAGAAUAAUUUACAAGGAAAGCAACAGAUAUUUAUUGGCGACAGUGAUCCUAAAUUCGCUUAG
This is a messenger RNA of Rotaria socialis, 1581 nucleotides long. The record is from the annotation of a GenBank genome assembly. Lineage: Eukaryota; Metazoa; Rotifera; Eurotatoria; Philodinida; Philodinidae.